This is a messenger RNA of Xyrauchen texanus (razorback sucker), 2241 nucleotides long. Its product is annotated as NEDD4 family-interacting protein 1-like. The transcript has 8 exons. The coding region runs from base 137 to 763 and encodes 208 amino acids. Gene Ontology annotation, molecular function: WW domain binding. The record is from RefSeq and is a predicted model, not a curated record. NCBI's taxonomy places the organism in Eukaryota, Metazoa, Chordata, Actinopteri, Cypriniformes, Catostomidae. Gene Ontology annotation, biological process: vacuolar transport; metal ion transport; positive regulation of protein ubiquitination. Gene Ontology annotation, cellular component: Golgi apparatus; perinuclear region of cytoplasm; endoplasmic reticulum.
CAUACACAGAGACAGUUCUGAUCCGAGGAGGGCUGUGGCUUUGGCAUUACGAAGUUUUAUAAUUUUAUUCAGAUUGUUUGCUGCGUGAAUUGUGUCUAUACAGGGAUCCUCUUGAUUCUUCUCAAACUCUCUGAGGAUGGCUGAGCCAAGUGGGAGAUAUCAGCAGCUGCCCAAUGAGGAGGAGCCAGAUGAGGGACCACAUGUGGCCAAUGAUGCUCCGCCCCCUUACAGCACUAUUACGGCUGACAGUGCAGCAUAUUUUGAUUACAAAGAAGAUGCAGCAUUUCCCAAGCCCCCAUCCUACAAUGUAGCCACCUCGCUGCCAUCGUACGACGAGGCCGAGAGAACCAAAGCAGAAGCUACUGUCCCACUGGUGUCAAGCGGAGAUGAUGACUUUGUGGCAAGAGAUGACUUUGAGGAUGCUGACCAGCUGCGGAUAGGCAAUGAUGGCAUUUUCAUGUUGACAUUUUUCAUGGCAUUCCUCUUCAACUGGAUUGGCUUCUUUCUCUCAUUCUGCCUAACAACCUCAGCAGCCGGCCGUUAUGGCGCCAUCUCUGGCUUUGGUCUGUCUCUCAUCAAAUGGAUCCUUAUCGUACGGUUUUCAACCUAUUUCCCUGGAUACUUUGAUGGGCAGUACUGGCUGUGGUGGGUGUUCCUGGUGCUUGGCUUCCUGCUCUUCCUUAGAGGCUUUAUCAACUAUGCCAAGAUCCGCAAAAUGGCCGAUUCUUCUCUCCCUCGGACCAGAGUUCUCUUCAUCUAUUAAAGUCACUUGCUGGAAAUGAAAACACAAUUACGGGUCUGCGUUGAGCCGUGGACCCAGCGGGGAAAGUAUAUUUAAGAAAAACUAAAUCCUUCCAUCUGUAAUCUACUCAUCUGAAAGGAAGACUGGAAUUCCAGAGCGAUGGAGGGAGUCGUUUUUCCUCUGCUUUCGAAAAAUUCCAUCUGGGUAUUUGAUGGCAAAGAUACUCCUUCUAUGUUUCUAGAUGUAAAGUAGUGAAUGCUAACAGCUCUAUACCUGAAAUUAUUAGUGGUUUGAUGUUGAGUGCUUUUUGCAGACUAGUCUGUGAUGUAGUAAAAGCCUUGUGUAUGAGAUUUGUAGCAAUGGCAUGCACUAUUCUCUCUCUUAACCACUAGGGGGAAGUCUUGCUUGUCUUUUAUUUUGAUCUGUUUUUCUUUUUUCUCAUUGGUGACUUGACAAGGCAACCAGUCACUGCUGCUCGCCAUUCAUGGGGAGCUUUUCUCUUUGUGAAUGGCAGUGUGAAAUGAAUUGAAUCUUAAAGAGUCCAUGUUUUCUUCUCUUUCUUUCUGUCGCUCAAUAUGGCAUGAAAUUAAAGUUACUGUUUUUAAGUGUUUUAAACAUUUGAAUUGAUCAUAUCAUUAUUUCAAACAGACCUAAAUUAAAAUGAAGAUCAUGGAAUGCUUUUUUUUAUCCAGAAGACAUGUUAAUGGAAUAUUACAUUAGCAAAUGCAAAUUAAAGGAAUAGAAAACCCAAAAAUGAAAAGUCUGUCAUUAUUUUGUUUUAAUUCCAUAUGACUUUCUUUCAUCACACGAAAGGAGAAUAUUUGGGAUUGAGAACCUCCAUCUAAAUUCACUUUCAGUGUAUGAAAAAAAAGAUGUAAUGAAAAUGAAUGCUGAUUGAGGUUGUCAUUCUGUCUAACAUCUCCUUUUGUGUCCCAUGGAAAAAACAAAAGUCAUACAGCUUUGAAACAUCAUGAAGGUGAUUAAAUGAUGACACAAUUUUCAUUUUCGGGUGAGCCUUUUGUUUUAGCCUUUUGUUUUACUCCAUAAAAGGAAUUGCUAUGCAUUGAUUGCAAAGAAAUGUCCUGACAUUUCAUUAUGAUUUCAAACAAAAAGCAAACAAUGUUUUGCAAUGAAGAAAACUUUAGUAUUCUCUCUGUGUUCCAGUUCAAGCAGUCAAACUCUCUCCUUUUAUACUAUGCAGCUAACAGCACUGCACAUUUCUUCCAUCCUUUGAAUAUACAUGUAGUCCGGAUGCCUCUCCCCCACCUUGAGCCGUGGCCACGAUAGGGGCCGUUUGAUCUCUCAUCGUCUAAUCAUGCAUGAUUUCGCUGUGGCUUGUCUGCUCUUGUCACCUUGGGUCUUAUCCAUGACACAGGAAGUUACUCUUUUGUACUCUUCUUUUCCAUACAGCUUUGCAGUCACCAAGUGAAUUCCAAUGAAUGUACACAUGUAUUUGCUUGUAAAUAAGAUACUGCUAUUAAAUGUCUCUGGUGUUCAAA